GAUAAGGUGGGAACGACUUUUCAAAAAAAAAAAAAAGAUAAGGUGGAAACCUUAUGUAUAAAUUAACUCUCAUGCAAACAUCGACAGUACAUGCAGUCAUCUCGCUGCCGCUACACUCACGAAUGGCGUAUGACAAUAACAACACCGUUUCAUACAUGCCGCCGCUGACGGAGGAAACAACCGCCACCUCCAACCCUUCGUCGCCGCUGCCAUUCGACCUCGUGGUGGAAAUUCUGUGCAGGCUUCCUGUGAAAUCCCUCUUGCAACUCCGCUGCGUAUGCAAGUCUUGGAAUUCCCUAAUCUCCGAUUCCAAAUUCGCCAAAAAGCACCUCCGUUGUUCACCGAAGGACUUCACCCGCCACCACAUCAUCUUAGACCAUACGUUGAACCAAAAAUCCCUAAUCUCUCAUCUCAAAUCCCUAAUCUUUCAUCUCAAAUUCGACGAAAGCGUUAUCAUGGCUUACCCGCUCCAAUCUGUUUUCAACGCGGCUGUGGCCGCCACCAUCACCCUGCUCGAGUACCCUUUGAACACGCAAAACCUAGUUGAUUUCAUCGUUGGCUCCUGUAAUGGCUGCAUCCUCUGCUUGGACAUUGAUCAAAGCUCUCCUCUUUUAUGGAACCCUUCCACCCGGAGAUUUAAGAAACUACCCUCUUUGGAAAAUCCACUGCUAGAGGAAGAAGACUGUCAUUAUUACACAACAUACGGUUUCGGUUAUGAUCAUUCCACUGAUAGGUACAAGGUGGUUGCAGUUUUCUGCUACGAAUGUGAUGACGAUGAGGAAGAUGAUGAUUUUUAUUACAAGACACAAGUCAAGGUUCAUACUUUAGGUACAGAUUCUUGGAGGAGUAUUCAAGAGUUCCCUUCAGGUGUUGCAGUUUUUGAUACGGGCAAAUUUGUGAGUGGUACUCUUAAUUGGUUGGCAGAUGAUUCAACAAACUUAAACCCGGUUAUUGUUUCUUUUGAUCUGGGGAAGGAAAGUUAUCAUGAAAUUUUUCCGCCUGUUACUAGAGAAUUGGUUUUGGGUUUGGGGGUGUUGAGAGAUUGUUUGUGCAUCAUCUCUGAUCCUCCUGAUAGGUUUGCUGAUAUUUGGCUUAUGAAGGAGUAUGGAAAUAAAGAUUCGUGGACUAAAUUAUUCAGUAUGAAGAUGAUGGAAGAAGUAGAACUUUUAUAUCCCAACUUACUUCAUAUUUCUGAGGAUGGUGAAGUGCUACUGGUGCAGCUUAGAGAAAAGUUAGUUCUUUACAAUUCCAGAGAUGCCACUUUUAAGACUCCUCCAAUUCAAGAUUUCGAUAGUUUUAUGGACUCGGCGGUCUAUGUAGAAAGUUUAAUAUCACCUUGUUCUUUAUAAUAGGAUGUGAAUAUUAUGCUUGAGGAAUCCUUCAAAGU
Messenger RNA from Lotus japonicus, 1387 nucleotides. RefSeq names its product F-box/kelch-repeat protein At3g23880-like. The record is from RefSeq and is a predicted model, not a curated record. Gene Ontology annotation, molecular function: protein binding. The transcript has a single exon. NCBI's taxonomy places the organism in Eukaryota, Viridiplantae, Streptophyta, Magnoliopsida, Fabales, Fabaceae. Bases 54 to 1349 code for a protein of 431 amino acids.